Molecule: messenger RNA, 231 nt
Organism: Kwoniella shivajii
Lineage: Eukaryota; Fungi; Basidiomycota; Tremellomycetes; Tremellales; Cryptococcaceae
Exons: 3
Coding region: 1-231 (76 amino acids)
Biological process (GO): mitochondrial electron transport, cytochrome c to oxygen
Source: RefSeq, a predicted model, not a curated record
AUGUCAAUGUUACUUCGAUCCGCACCUCUUCGAGUCGCCCGAUCUCUCCCCAUCGCUAGAGGACAAGUCAGAUCAGUCCAUUUCGAGAAUGUCGUCGAUCACACUAUUCCAACCGACGUAAAAAACAAACCUUGGUUAGCCGCUAAGAUCAUCGUCUUCGCUACUCUCGGUUUCGGUACCCCCUUCUACGCUGCUAGAUGGCAAAUCAAGAAGUCCUCAGGUGGAGCAUAA